ACAAUGUAAUUUGGGGCGGUUUUCGUUACAGAUUAUAUAAAAUCAGAUAUAAAUCUGGAAUUUCUUUGUUAAACUUUAAAUUGCUUCAUGAAGAUGAAGACUUUAUUGAUCUUAUCCUUAUGCUUCACCGUCGUUGCCUCUAGGUAUUCUCCUACGUGGGAAUCUGUUGACAGUAGACCCAUACCUCAAUGGUACAACGAUGCUAAAAUUGGUAUCUUUAUGCAUUGGGGUGUAUUUUCAGUUCCCUCUUUUGGAACUGAAUGGUUUUGGAACCGAUGGAAGAGUGGCGACCCAUCUUUUGUAAAUUUUGUUAAGAACAAUUAUAGACCAAACUGGACUUAUGCAGACUUUGCAAGAGAUUUUACAACCGAAUUCUUUAAUCCAGAUGACUGGGCGGAACUGUUCAAGGCUUCUGGUGCGAAAUACGUUGUUCUAACUAGUAAACAUCACGAAGGCUUCACUAAUUGGCCUUCGAAUGUUUCGUUCAAUUGGAAUUCAAAAGCAGUUGGACCAAAUAAAGAUCUAGUUGGAAUGUUGGCAGAUUCAAUUAGGGCAAAAACUGACAUUCAUUUUGGGAGUAAAGCUCUACCAGAACUAUACGAAUUGGUUAUGAAUUACAAACCCGAAGUUAUCUGGUCGGACGGAGAUUGGGAAGCAUCAUCCGCCUAUUGGAACAGUACUGAAUUCUUGGCGUGGUUGUACAAUGACAGUCCCGUUAAAGAUACUGUCGCCGUAAACGAUAGAUGGGGAAAUGACGCUACAUGUAAGCAUGGAGGUUAUUAUACAUGUUCGGAUAGAUUCAAUCCAGGAACAAUUCAAAAGCAUAAAUUCGAAAAUGCUAUGACUAUUGAUAGAAGCUCGUGGGGUUAUAGAAGAGAAGCUAAAUUAGAGGACUAUUUAACUAUUGAAACUUUGCUAGAAACUUUAGCUCAAACUGUUAGUUGUAAUGGUAAUUUAUUAAUGAAUAUUGGACCAACUAAAGACGGCCGUAUCAUACCCAUUUUCGAAGAGAGAUUAAGGCAAAUGGGAAAGUGGUUAGGAGUAAAUGGAGAUGCUAUCUACGAGUCCAGACCAUGGAAGAGAGCUAACGACACAAUGACUAAAAGAGUAUAUUACACUAUGAAACCGGACGCAGUAUACGCCACAUUCUUUAAUUGGCCAAUGAAUGGUCAAUUAAUGUUGAAGAGCGUUACUCCAAUGCCGAAUACUAAAGUAUCGCUACUAGGUUACUCUGGAAAUCUUAUGUUUAAAAAUUUAGAUAACCAAGGUAUAUCCGUUUCAAUUCCGGCAUUAAAUCCAUCUCAGAUACCAACACCAUGGGCUUGGCUCAGUCGUUUAAGCAGUUACAUGAAAGAAAUGUUGCAUACUUUCCGAGCCGUUGUACUCGAUAAGUUAAAUUCUGUACAAUCCUUCCUUAUUGACAAUUUGAGUCAAGUCACUGGCAGAGAUAUCCAAUCUUUAAUUGAUGAUAAUGGCAAUGCAUUCAAAGUAAUCUUGGGGUCGUCUGUUUGCAUUGUAAUUGCUAUUUAUAUAUCGAGGAGAAAGCGGAAGAUUUCUAAAGAAAUACCUGGACCUGCAGGUUGGCCAAUAGUUGGAAACUAUUUCGAUAACAGAGACGCAGAAUUUCACAAUAGAAUCGAUCAAUGGGCGAAACAAUUUCAAGGAAUAUUCCAAGUCAAUUUACUGUCUAAAAAACACAUAGUUGUCACCUCAUUAAAAGGACUUCAGGAGUGUCUCCUGGAAAAGUCCACCGACUAUGCAGGAAGAUCAGAAACAUUCAGAUUAUCACUUUCAUACGAUCUUCCGAAUGAUUUAAUAUUUACAAGUUUCUCACCCGAAUGGAACGCAAGGAAGAAGUUGGCUAUGAAAUCAAUGAAGAUGUAUGGAGAAGGCUUGGAAGAUCUCGAAAGGGUAACUGAUCAAGUACUCGAUGACUUUUUCAAAAACAUCGAUGAAAAACAAGGUCAACCUUGGGUGAUUAACGAAGAUAUCAUCAAUUGUUUCGUCAACAUCAUCUUUACUUUGGCUCUUGGAAAACGAUUACCAUGGAAUGACCCAGCAAUAGGUUUCUUGAAGAAAAAUUUCGAUGCUGCCACUCCAUCUCAAAUAUCACCGGAAGGGAUUAUUUUGGACAUAUUCCCUUUCUUAUGGAAGAUGAAUUUUCCAAGCAAAAUAUGCUCGGAUUUACAAAAAGGUUUAGACGCCAACAAAUGGUUUAAGAACGAAAUUGACGAACAAUUGAAAACAUUCGAAGCCAAUAAGCCACGUGGCUACUUGGACCUAUUCUAUCAAGAAUAUCUAAAUGAGCAGAAAUUGGAUUCAAAGACAAAGAUAUCUUAUCCUCAACUUGUUAUGAUGACUAUUCAAACUUUGAUUGCCGGAUAUGCCACUACUGCUACUGCCGUAACUUGUUUUAUUCAAUUAAUGCUAAGAUAUCCAGAAAUUCAAGAAAAGAUUUAUCAUGAAAUCAUUGAUAAUGUAGGAAAUGAUAGACGUCCAAAUAUCAAUGAUAAAAAUAAUCAUCAUUAUCUAAUGGCUACAAUUUAUGAACUUUUGCGAUUUACAAGUCACGUACCGUUUUCCGUUCAUAAAUCUAUUAAAAAUACUACUUUGCUGGGAUAUGAAAUUCCAAAGAACACAACGCUGAUUACAUUCUUUUGGGGUCUACACCACGAUGAGAAAAUCUUUCCAGAACCGUACAAGUUCAAGCCUGAAAGAUAUUUAGAAGAAAAUGGAGAGUUUGUUGCACCCGGACAUCCUUGCAGAAAAGCUCUAUUUGCCUUUGGAGCCGGUAGACGUGUUUGCUUGGGAGAAACUUUGGCAAAGAAUCGAUUGUUUCUUGUGAUAGGAGCAUUGGUUCAGAACUAUAAAUUCCUUCCAGGAAAUGGUAAGGACAUAGGAGAGGAUGUAGAUCCUAGAGACUAUAAAUUUGGAAUCGUACUCAAUCCAGGAGAUCUAAAUGUUCGAAUGAUAAGGAGAAACGGUAAAACUUAG
Dimorphilus gyrociliatus is the source of this 2994-nucleotide messenger RNA. Lineage: Eukaryota; Metazoa; Annelida; Polychaeta; Dinophilidae. The record is from the annotation of a GenBank genome assembly.